AUGCCCCAAAAUAAUAAAGGAUAUAGUGAUAUUAUAUUUUUUCUUUUAAUCAUCCUUAUAUAUGUGAGCAAUAAAACCUUUGCAAGUGAAUAUAUUCUAUCCAAUACUAUACCAUACAAUACUAUUCGACGAAGAAAUACUUCGAAAAAUGAUAGCUUACGGAAAUCUUCCUUACUCAACACUACUCUAAACAAAGCAUAUCCAAUCAACAUUGAAGAUAGCUUCAUUUUGGGUAAUAAUAGUUCGAAUGAAGCACAUGAGCAAAUCGAUCUCACAAUAUGUACCAAUCCUGAAGAAAUUAGGAAAACAACAGAAAUUAUUAAUGACGCUUUGUCAAUUUUACGAUACCAUGCUACAAGUGAAGAAAACUACAAAUUACAAUAUGUAUACGAUAAAGAUGCAUUAGUAUAUUUUAAGAAGCAUGGAAAUACCGACAUUGAAAAACUUGAUCUUAAAAUCCGCAAUUCCAAUAAGUAUAAUGAUGUAAUAAACAAUCUAUGGGAUCCUUAUGGUACCAAACAUUUCAAUGAUUACUUUAUUAAUGGAAACGUUGUCCGUAUAUACAAUCCCAAUUUACUAAUGAUACAGCAACGAAACAUCGAUCCUACUCAAUCACCCCAAGAAUCGGUUUAUGCUUUAGCCUCAAAAAUUGAGAUAUCCGAAGACAUAACGGUAAUUAUCAUAGCUUCAGCAAAUGUAAAUGACUACAACAAUUCCAAUAAAAAAACUUAUAAAAACAAAAAUUUGGAAAUAAGCAACUCAUUAAAUACUAGCAGUUCUCCUGAAUCAUAUAUUAAAGAAGAAUCUAAAAAAACGUUUAACUUAUCCGGGUUUUUCAUUAAAAAAAAGGGCAAUUACAUCAAUGUUACUUAUGUUAAUGCUAUGGAUGAUAACACAUCUUCCAAAAAAUACUCUAUUAAAAAAUCUAAAGGACCGAACAUAGCAUUUUACCUCCGCUUAAUGGAAAUAUUUUUGAAGAAAUGA
Molecule: messenger RNA, 984 nt
Organism: Plasmodium berghei ANKA
Lineage: Eukaryota; Apicomplexa; Aconoidasida; Haemosporida; Plasmodiidae
Product: fam-a protein
Exons: 6
Coding region: 1-984 (327 amino acids)
Source: RefSeq, a predicted model, not a curated record